Molecule: messenger RNA, 897 nt
Organism: Vigna angularis (adzuki bean)
Lineage: Eukaryota; Viridiplantae; Streptophyta; Magnoliopsida; Fabales; Fabaceae
Exons: 5
Coding region: 1-897 (298 amino acids)
Source: RefSeq, a predicted model, not a curated record
AUGGGGGACGUGUCUGAAGGAGGGAGACAAAAAGUGGUUAGAAAGGAUUUUUCUAAGAUUUUUUUUGGAAAGAGAAAAGGGAGGAGACCAGGUGGUUGGGGGAUAUUUUCCAAGAAGGCGGGAGGAUUUUGGAGGAAGAAGAGGAGAGAAAUCGGAGACGAGGUGGUGAGGAGGCGUUUUUCCAGAUUUUCGGAGAGAAGAAAAGGAGGUGGUGGCAUAUCUCUGUUCUUCAUCUUGGAGGAUCCGUCGCUGAGGAGUUUUUCACCAUUUUCGCAUCUGCAAAGAGAGACAGAAGGCAGCCGGAGAAGACCCUCAAAUGAAGAUGCUCUUCAUUCACCACUUCAAGUAGGAGGAAAUUCUCAUGUACAAGAUGAACAUGAACAAGAUGAAAAUCAGGAUACUUUGUUGGAAGUUGAACAAAAAAGACCACCAACACACAAGGGAGCAUGGUUGGUUGAUGUUAUUGAUGACCAAUGUAAGAUGACUACCAAACACUUAAAAACAAAUGAUGUUUGGAAUUUGUCUCAAAAUGAAAGGAUUAUUGUACAUUGGAAUGAGGAAUAUCAACCAAUUGGAGAUGGUGGCGCAUUAUUGAAUCGAUUCUUGGGAAGUAUCGCUAGAAACUUCAAGGCAAAGUUUGUAGUGAAUUCCGAUAUUCAAAUCAAUUACAUCUUGAAAGCGCUUAAUCAUAAAUGGAGAGAUUGUCGCCUAGAAUUGUGGCAACAAAGAGAUGAUGGCACCCGUACUAGAGAUGAAUUGAUUGCCAUGGCUCCAGAAAGCAUAGAUAGAGAUCAUUGGGCUUCUUUUGUUGACUAUCGACUUGAUGAAAGAACAAAGAUUGUUCUGGUGUGGAAUAGGUUAAAAUCUAUCACACUUCAACCAACCAACGCUUUAUGA